This is a messenger RNA of Phascolarctos cinereus (koala), 2594 nucleotides long. RefSeq lists its product as uncharacterized. Lineage: Eukaryota; Metazoa; Chordata; Mammalia; Diprotodontia; Phascolarctidae. Gene Ontology annotation, biological process: negative regulation of DNA-templated transcription. Gene Ontology annotation, cellular component: nucleus. Gene Ontology annotation, molecular function: RNA binding; metal ion binding. The record is from RefSeq and is a predicted model, not a curated record.
GCGUGGGGGCGAGGUGGGGGUCAGUGCCCCGCCUUCUCGACUGCUCGCCCCCAGACCCAGGACUGGCCCCGUGCGCCCAGACCGCUGGCGCAGAGACCCCAGUCCUCGGACUUUGGCCGGAGCGGAAGUGCCGCUUCCUGGCCAGCCCUGGGAAAGAAGGCCCUGGGCACCUCAGGACCUCUCUCCCCGAGAGAGGAGGGGCUCCCCCUCCAGUUUUCCUUUGGCUCUGGAGGUGGCUCUCCAGCGCCCUCCACCUCCCCGCAGGGAUUUGGAAUCAGGAGACUGUGGAGCCCCAAGGAGGGAGGGGGCAGAAAGGCGGGGGCGACCGUGCGCGGAUGCGCCCGGCUCCAUCUGCGCCCCCCCCCACCCCCGCAGAGUCUUGUCCCUGUGGCCAGGGCCUGAGGCGGCUGACCUCCGAUCGGCAGCCUGGCAGCAGGACACUAGGAUUCGAUCCCAGCACAUCCGUGGACCCGAGUUUACUCGGCUGGUGAAGGAAAAAACUGGCCAUUCUCUCUUCCCCUUGACUUAAGGACGGGCUUUGGCUGUCUCCCCAGCUUUUUGGUGUAGCUGACCCUUGGCUGCACUCCGGCCUGGAGACGUCCCCUGUCCUCUCUCCUGGACCCCCUAGAGCAGUGUCUCCAUGGAGGUGCCUGUACUCUGGUGGGGACACGGCAUUGAGUCUGCACCCCUUUUGAGUGGGACAAGGGCCAGGGCCUCAGGACAGGGCCACCUGAGGAGCAGAGGUUCCGAGGUUCGGUCAUCCCCCAGCCUGGAUGCCAGAGAGGGUAGCGUUUGCCUGUACCUGCCCUUGGGGACCUUGAGCUGACUCAUGGCUGGCUGGCCUGAAGGUAGCCUUGACCCAGAGCUGUGUGUACCAUGUCUUCCACACUGUUCCCCACUGGCCUGGUGCCCUUUGAAGAUCUCUUCUCCAAACCCCCGAAUCCCAUGCUUGGCCCCAGCCUGACUCAAGGUCCACGUGUCUCAGACCAGGAGGGCUGCGGGAAGCUGACCUGCCCGCAGUUGGGCCAUGGGUUGGCCCUGAACACUCUACCCACUGGGCCUUCGCCUAGCCUCACCAGCUUUGGGGAUCUGGCCCAUGAGCCUUCAAGCCCCUGCCAGACCUCAGACUCUCCUCCUUUGGAGCUCAGCCCUGGCUGUAGCAGCUUGGAAGAUGUCAUCUGCAAACCUCCCAGCCCCAAUGGCCCCGUGGCCACAGAGACACUGUCCCCCCGCUGUUCUCCCCGCUGGGAUUUUGGGGACCUGUUUUGCAAACCUCCAAACCCCAUGCUUUCCCCCAGCAUGGCACUCUCAGGCACAGGAAGCGUGGCUUGUGAACCUCUGCUCCCAGUGCCACCUCCAGCCUUGCCAUCCUCUAGGCCUGCUCCUGGCCCCAGACCCAGGGCAGCAAGCCCAGGUGGUGCCGCCCGCAGGCCUGGACAGGAGGAAGCCAGGCCCAAGAAAUGUAGUGGCCAAGGUGGCAGCCCUUGGCCAGACAGCAAGAGGAGAGGCAAGAAGGCCGGGGCUUCUGCCGCCAAGGGGAAGCAGCCCCAGGAGGAGGACUUUGCCCAGCUCCUUGAGCAAUACCGACGGGAGAGGGAGGCCCCUGAGGCGGCCCCGGCACCCCAGCCUGUGGAGGGCGGGGCGAAGAAGGGAGCCAAGCGCGGCGCCGGGGCUGGGGGCGCCAGCCGGGCCAAGAAGAGGAAGCGGGUAGGGCCGGUGAAGGCCCAGGCCCCCAGGCGCCCAGCGGGCCCUCCCGCAGCCCCCCAGCGUGCCCCCGUGAGCCAGGAGUUUGUCCAGAAGAACACGGUGGCUCUGGGCUCGCAGAGGGUGUGCAAGUACUUCCUGGCUGGACGGUGUGUCCGUGGAGAGCAGUGCCGGCUGGACCACGGGGCCGAUGGCCUCAAGUUCCAGCAGCUGUGCAAGUUCUAUGUGCAGGGCUACUGUACACGGGGUGACCACUGCCGUUUCUUGCACGGCGAAUUCCCGUGUAAGUUUUUUCACACGGGCGCCAAGUGCUACCAGGGCGACCACUGCGGCUUCUCCCAUGCCCCUCUGACUCCUGAGACGGAGGGCCUGCUGCGGGCGGCCCUGGCGGGCCCGGCCCCCGCAGAGGCCGCCCCUCCUGCGGCCCCCUCCUGACCGCUGAGGGCCAGCUGAGAGUCUCGAACCCCGGCUCUUCUGUGUUUGGUAGAGAUGGGAAUUCUUUUCCUCUGGUAGUGUGUUUAUUCCCAACCGCCUGAGGAGUCUGGGACUUAAUAACAAAGGACAGCUUUGUAUCCAGUAAGACCUCCCUUGUUUGCUCAUAGGACUGAUCUCUGAAGGUGCCCUCCAGCCCAGCUGAAUGUUGUCUCUCCCUCCGCAAAUCACCACCGGCUACAUCGGACCUUCCCUUUUAGGGGCCCACACUUGGGGCUUCUGUCUUGGGCAGAUCAACACCAUUCUGCAAGGAUGUGAAGAAGGGAAGAGGCCUCCGGGGCUGAGGUCAUAGGACUCAUAGAUGUAACUGUGCUGGGUCCCUCACUUUUAUUUUUUAUUUUUUUAAACAUAUUUCCACAUUAGCCAUGUUGUGAAAGAAGAAUCAAAACAAAAGGGAA